AUGAGUGCUGAUUGGAACUGGAUCAACUUGCCAGGAGAUCGAAGCGAGCUGGUGGUUGCUGACUUGGAGGCCUUGAGUGAGGCUGAGGAUGGCAACAGACCUGGCACAGGGCGUGGCCUGAUUGUUAUCCAAACAAACGCAACGUCUUCGUUCCAUGUCAGCUUCAGUCAGACUGAUGCGCUGCCCAUUCGGGGAUCGGACGUGCCAAGCUUGCGCUUUGUUGUGGGCAAGCGUCAAAACUCAAUGACAUCUGUUGGCCUGGGCAACCCCUACGUGAAGAAGGAACCCAUUGACUUCACCCGGCAGUCAGAUGCCUUGCUCACCAGCAACCCUGAGAAGAGCCGGACUUAUUGGUUCCUCUAUGACAGAGUCUUGUCCCUGGCAGCCAUGGGGGUCCAGGGAGCUCCACAGGCGGACGUUUGCCGCCUUCUGUGUCGAUUCCGGGACUCCUUGGGCUUUCGCGCCGAGGCCCUGAAGCGUCUCAUGAAGUGCACAAAGCAGAAGCUUGCUGUCCGUCUCUGCACUUUAUCUCUGUGCUGGGCUGCCUUUUUCCUACACCAAAUCCAAUGGUCGGUCCACGAGUGCUUCUCACUGCUGACCGUGUCCGAGCCGCGAAGAAAACUUCGAUGGAAGGAUGAGUCGGAAAACAUCCAGAAAAUCUCGGGCCAGGGCGGCCAGAGCAUGAAGACACAAAUGCAGAUCGAGCUCUUGACAGGCUAUGAGGCAACAUUUGCGGCUGUUAUGGCUGAGCUGGAAGCCUGUGAAACUGGAGAUGAGGUGCUCUUCAGCGUCUACGUGGUUGAGCCGGGGCCAAGUAGCGAGGCCUUGGUUUCAGCCCUAGCUGCAGCUGCUCGCAGAGGUGUUCGACUACGACUUCGCACGGACUGCAGCGUUCUCAGCUCCUUUACACGUCUUUGCGAAGGUACCACAACGUUGGUUUAUCGCUUGCAGCAAAUGCGAGACGAGAUGCCCGACACGGUUGUCUUCGAGCAACCGCAGAUUCCUACUCAUGCAAAGCUGCUAACCUUCAGGAAAUUAGCCUCUGCAGACGUGGCCAUCUUUGGUGGCAUCAACUUUGGGGACCGCUUUAGCUCAUGGCGCGACUUUGCCAUACGGCUAGAAGGUGAUGCAGUUGUUUCUGAGCUGCUGUCAUCCUUGGGCUGGCAGCAAAUCCCCGACAGCGAUGACCCCUUCGAAGCUCGCGAGAGGCAAAAAAACAUGGCUGACAGCGCUGACGGCGCUCUGCAGUUUGUCACAAAUCGACCGCAACGUUGGGAGUGGCCAGCAUGGCUCCUGUCCCAUCCCUUUCAGGGUGAGUUCGACAUCGCUCCGGAGAUGCUUCGCUUCUACAGCAGCUUUGACUUCUACAGGGUCGCAGCUUCGUACAUCGAUGAAACUGGAGCAGCAGUCCUGUCCAAAGCCCUGGAACGCGGUGCUCGUGUGGAACUGGUGAUGCCUUGGACCCCCAACGUCUAUGCGGAUUGCAAUGCCAGGACCCUGGGAAAUCUACUUGCAAAGUGGGGUGGCAGCGGCAAUUUCCUUCUAAAGCUUCACAGGAGCAUGGUCCAUGCCAAAGCAGUUGUUGCAGAAGGUCCGUCAUCGAAGGUGGCACUCCUUGGCUCCUGCAAUCUGCGACAACGAAGCCUUGAACAAUUCGAAGAAUUGCAUGCUCGGGUGACAGACCAGACCUUCUGUGCUACACUUUGGCUGGAGCUUGGCCAGCUUUUGCAAGAAGCUGACAAAGUUGAGGAUCCGGCUCGGUCUGUUUGCGAGCAGGUUCGAUAUGUGAUUCUCUCCUCGGGCAAGAGACCAGUGUCUCUACGAGUUGUUCACAUUGGCGCACCACCGGACAUUUCGAUCCCACGGUACCAGUUCGACCCUGUGACAUGGGAAGAGCUUCCUUGGCAAGGCUGCAGCUGUGUUUUUCAACUUGACGAAAGACACAUUGAGCUGAUGAAGCGCGUACAGGCCCUGCUUUCUGCAUCACCCCUUGGUCCACUGUACCAGCUGGUGCCAGCAGGAUGCAUCAGCCUGAAUGCCGUUCGGCUUUUGGAUCCCUUUCGGCGGCCAGAGCUAAUCGGCCAGUCCCAGAGUAUCGUCACGGAGAGCUCUGGUGAGGACGUGAACUGGAGAGCUUGCUACGAAGAGGUGAAUCGGCGCCUCGAUCCGAUCUUUCACUCUGCUCCAUGGACCUAUUGGCCUAUGAGAUUUGACCGUGCAGACUGCACUUCGGUUACAUUGACUCCAGCAGGUCCUGGUGCUCAAGAAUGUGUGACCUCUUGGGUCAAAGCUGUGGAGGAGGCCUGCGGGUUGCGCAAUGCCGCAACACCUCGGGAGAUGCUGACCUUCUCCUUUGCCUUCGAGGUCUUUCCUGUUGAAGGCGAGAACGUUGCGCAGGUGAGGCGUGACCUUGUUCGAGAAAUCAAAAACUUGCUAGAGAAGGAAUGGGGUGUCAUGGACUUUCGCUCUCCCACGCUGGCACUGUGGCAAACAAAGACCACGUGGCUCCCAUUUGAGGCCUCUUACGUGCCUGUAGCGCCUACGCCCUAG
Molecule: messenger RNA, 2550 nt
Organism: Cladocopium goreaui
Lineage: Eukaryota; Dinophyceae; Suessiales; Symbiodiniaceae
Source: the annotation of a GenBank genome assembly